Penaeus vannamei (Pacific white shrimp) is the source of this 1046-nucleotide messenger RNA. RefSeq names its product cysteine-rich PDZ-binding protein. Gene Ontology annotation, cellular component: dendrite. Lineage: Eukaryota; Metazoa; Arthropoda; Malacostraca; Decapoda; Penaeidae. Gene Ontology annotation, biological process: cytoplasmic microtubule organization. The record is from RefSeq and is a predicted model, not a curated record. Gene Ontology annotation, molecular function: PDZ domain binding; microtubule binding.
AGAAAAUAAUGAUAAUAAUAAUAAUAAAAACUCGAACGUAUUGUUUGUAAACAAUCGAAGAAAGGGACGGUCGGGUCGGAACUUUACCUUGAAUUAAUUUUGCAAAUUUCCUGUGACAAAAUGGUGUGCGAAAAAUGCCAGAAGAAACUUGGGAAGGUCAUUACCCCAGACACAUGGAAAGAUGGUGCUCGUAACACAACUGAAGGAGGAGGACGAAAGAUCAACGAGAACAAGCUUCUCACAGGGAAAAAGAAUCGCUUCAACCCGUACACAGCCAAAUUUGUGGAGUGUAGGAUCUGUAGAACAAAAGUUCACCAAGCUGGAUCCAACUUCUGUCAAGGAUGUGCUUAUAAAAAGGGUAUUUGUGCAAUGUGUGGAAAGAAAAUCCUUGAUACAAAGAGCUACUGUCAGUCAUCUGCCUAAAAAAAAUAUAUAUUAUUAUGGAGAGAAGUUUUCCUAUCAUUAUAUAAUUCUGUUAUUACUUGUUUUAAGUAGUGUAACACCUUAGUUGUUUGUGAAGGUUUCUUAUAUCCGGGUCUUUUGUAAUGUGCUUUUUUCAGGACAUUUAUAUCUUUGAUAUAUUCUAACAGCAUUCAUUGGAAGUGGACUGUGAUUGAAAAGGAGCAUUUUAAAAUGUUGCUAGAUACCAAAGUCUUUGAAGGUUGUACUUUUAAGAGAUUUUUUUUUCAAAGAUCUGUUUGUGAGAAAUAAAUGAGACAAACUUUCAUUAUAUAAUAUUGUGUUUGGGGUGUCAGUAGCAUAUAUUCUGCAAAAUUGUCUCUAGGGUAUUAUCACUGCCUUUACUCUUCCAAAAGGCAAUCUUCAAAAUCUUACAAAAUGCUCAGUAAUUCCAUUAUUAAGAACAUUGUAAUCAGUAGAAUAUUAUUUAGGACUGAGGAAUGUUUUUCCUCUAACUGAAAGAAAAACAACUCGUUCCUGUCUUGAGUGAAUGGAAAAAAUAAAUUAUAUCACAUCACCCAUAUGAGGAAACAUUAAAAAUGUAACGGAUUCCAUUUUUAACUAAUAAAUAUUAUUGUGAAUGUUUU